AUGUACUGGACGAACAAUACAAUGACUCGAUGGGAGUCGGUAUUUGGCAUGUUGGCAGAAUGGCAAUGGGAAGUCUUGGUCACCAUUACGGUGCUUGUUGUCAGCAGCCUCCUCUACCUGGAUCGCCCGGCUGUCUACCCAGGUAUCCCUUUGAUAGGAGCCGGGAAAGGGUGGUUUGCGUAUAGGCAUGCACUUAAGAAGUAUCGCCUCAACGGACGGAAGAUGGUGGAAGAACAUGCCAAGACCAAAAAGCCAUUUCAGGUCAUUACAGAUACGAUCACCAAGAUUUUCUUGCCAGCUGAAUAUGUCAACGAGAUCAAGGGAAUUAAAGAGCUGAGCUUUGGCAGGGGUAUUAUCGCUGAGCUGCUUGGCGAAUAUCCUGGUUUUGAGGCCGUCUCCGCCCUGGGCGACGAGAGCAACAUCAUCCAGACAGUUUCCCGCUUGAACAUUACAACGUCACUCAAACAUCUGACGGACGAAAUAUCCGAUGAGGCAUCCGCGGCACUACAAGAACAGCUGGGAGACAACACGGAGGAUUGGCAAGAAGCCAGCGUCAAGCCCACCGUCCGUAACCUCAACGCCCGCCUCUCGGCCCGCGUCUUUGUCGGCCCCGAGCUCUGCCGCAACAAGGCCUGGCUGGAGGUGUCGACCAGCUACGCGGCACGAUCCAUCAUCGCUGUCUCGAAACUGCAGACGUGGCCUCGUGUGCUGCGGUGGCCCGUCAGCUUUUUGCUGCCUGAAUGCAGAGUCUUGCAGCGUAUGGUUGCUGAUGCGCGUCGGAUCCUGGCGCCCAUCGUUGCCAAUCGUAACCAGCCAGUCGACGCAAAGCAGCGGGGAGGCGAUACGAUUUUGUGGCUACAAGAAGCCCUCUCCAAGGCCAACAUCUGCCAUAAAUACUCGGUGGCAGACUUCCAGCUCAGCUUGAGCCUCGCCGCCAUCUACACCACCACCGAACUGCUCACCAACGCACUUUUCGACAUCGUCAGCAUCGGCCCAGAUCUUAUCGAUGAGCUGCGGAGCGAGAUUAUACAAGUGUUCAAUGGGGAAGGCGGCAUCGUUUCAUCUAACGGCGGAGAGAUGUUCACAAAGGAGCGGCUGUAUAAGCUGCGUUUGAUGGACAGCACCUUGAAGGAGACGCAGCGCCUUCGCACGUCAAGGCUUGGCGGCAUGCCACGUCUAGCUACAGCGCCCGUCACCCUCCAAUCCGGACUGACAAUCCCGGCCGGCGCCUUCACCCACGUGCUGUUGACGGUACACACGGAUCCAUCGAUAUACCCGUCCCCGGAGACGUAUGACCCGCGCCGAUUUCUGAAGCUGCGCUCCCAGCCGGGCCAGGAGAAGAACUGGCAGCUGGUGACGACGAGCCCGUACCACCUGGCGUUUGGGUACGGGGAACACGCGUGCCCGGGGCGCUUCCUGGCAGCGGCCCAGGUCAAGAUCGCGCUUGUGCGGCUGCUGAUGGAAUACGACUGGCGCAUGGAUGGAGAGGUGCCGGAGAGGUUAGAACUAGGCGGCGGGUUAAGUUCGUCCAAUCCGACCGCCAAGGUCUCGUUCAGGAAAAGGAAGGCCGAAGUAGUGUUUUGA
Molecule: messenger RNA, 1584 nt
Organism: Pyricularia pennisetigena
Lineage: Eukaryota; Fungi; Ascomycota; Sordariomycetes; Magnaporthales; Pyriculariaceae
Exons: 6
Coding region: 1-1584 (527 amino acids)
Molecular function (GO): oxidoreductase activity, acting on paired donors, with incorporation or reduction of molecular oxygen; monooxygenase activity; iron ion binding
Source: RefSeq, a predicted model, not a curated record